CUUGCAAGAUUAGAAGGAGAUUUAAAUUGUAUUCCAUCUACAGAGGAAAAAUAUAUUUCUUUUUCAAAAAGUAUUAAAGUUGGUGAGUAUUAUUGCUUAAAACUUGGAAAAAUGUGCCCAAUAAAUUUUGAAAUACGAUUUUUAGAUUCAUUCAAGUUUCUUCAAACAUCACUUGCCAAUCUAGUUGGUAAUUUAUCCCAAGAUGACUUUCAUAAUACAAAACAAGUAUUUAAGAGUAAUACAGAACUACUUACUCGUAAGGGAGUUUAUCCUUAUGACUACGUUUCAUCUCUUGAUAAAUUAUCAGAAAAACAAUUACCCCCAAAAGAGGAAUUCUAUUCAAAACUAAAUGAUGAAGAUAUUAGUGAUGAAGAUUACCAACACGCAAUAAAUGUGUGGAAUACAUUUAGAUGUAAAACAAUAAGAGAUUAUCAUGAUCUUUACCUAAAGUCUGAUGUAUUACUUCUAGCAGAUGUAUUUGAAAACUUUAGAAAAACUUGUCUCAAACAUUACAAGUUAGAUCCAGUUCAUUAUUACACAUCUCCUGGUUUAGCUUGGGAUGCAUGUCUUAAAGAAACAGGUCAGCAAUUACAGUUACUACAUGAUUAUGAUAUGUUAAUGAUGUUUGAGCAAGGUAUACGUGGUGGAAUAACACAUAUCAAAGCGAUACGCAGAAGCAAAUAAUAAAUAUAUGAAAAAUUAUAAUCCUGAUGAGGAGUCUAGUUAUAUUCAAUAUCUGGAUGCAAACAGGCAAUUGGGCAAUGUCUCAAAAUCUACCAACACAUGGAUUUAAAUGGAUGAAGAAUAUAACAAAAGAGACCCUAAUGGAAAUUUUAGAGAAAGCAAAUCAUAGUAUGUCAAAUCUUGGGAGAAAAGGUUAUAUAUUUGAAGUUGAUUUGGAAUACCCUCAACACCUAUGGGAAAAACAUAAUGACUAUCCUUUAGCGCCUGAGAAGAUGAUUGUUAAUGGUGUUGAAAAAUUAAUUUGUCAUUUCAAACCUCGAAAAAACUAUGUUGUUCACUAUAGAAAUCUUAGACAGUAUCUUGAGAUGGGUAUGAGAAUUACUGCUGUUCAUAGAGGAAUAUCAUUUUAUCAAAGUUCUUGGAUGGAGCCAUAUAUAAGAAAAAAUACAGAACUUCGAAAGACAGCAGCCAACAAUUUUGAGAAAGACUUUUUCAAACUAAUGAAUAAUAGUGUUUUUGGCAAAACAAUUGAAAAUAUAAGGAAAAGGCAAAAUAUACAUCUUAUUGAUAAUCGUAAGAAAGCUGUCAAACUAUCAAGUAGGCCAAACUUUGAUAGAUGUACAAUAUUUGAUCGUAAUCUUAUUGCGGUUCAUAUGAAAAAGACUGAAGUGUAUUUUAACAAACCAGUAUAUGUUGGUCAAGCAAUUUUAGAUUUAUCAAAAACAUUAAUGUUUGAUUUUCAUUAUAACUACAUUAAAGAGAAAUAUGGAAACAAGGCUGAGUUAUUGUUUACUGAUACUGAUAGCCUAAUGUUUCAGAUUUACACAGAUGAUUUUUACAAAGAUAUAAUUCCUGAUAUACUAACCAAGUUUGACACUUCUGAUUAUCCUCUUAAUCAUAAAUCUGGAAUACCAACAGGAGUUAACAAAAAAGUAAUAGGGAUGUUUAAAGAUGAAGUAGCAGGAAAACAAAUAACUUGUUUUGUUGGAUUGAGACCCAAACUUUAUAGUUUUAGAAUUGAAGAGGAUAAAGAAGUACGUAAAUGUAAAGGAAUAAAGAAAAAUGUUAUAAAAAAGAAAUUAGAUUUUGAUUACUAUGUCCAAUGUUUAUUUACAGGAAGAAAAGAAAUGAGAAAGAUG
Porites lobata is the source of this 1823-nucleotide messenger RNA. The record is from the annotation of a GenBank genome assembly. NCBI's taxonomy places the organism in Eukaryota, Metazoa, Cnidaria, Anthozoa, Scleractinia, Poritidae.